Emiliania huxleyi CCMP1516 is the source of this 597-nucleotide messenger RNA. RefSeq lists its product as hypothetical. The annotation marks the transcript as partial. The record is from RefSeq and is a predicted model, not a curated record. Gene Ontology annotation, cellular component: membrane. NCBI's taxonomy places the organism in Eukaryota, Haptophyta, Isochrysidales, Noelaerhabdaceae. The transcript has a single exon.
ACUUCUCUUCGCACGCCAACCUCGGUCCUGAUCACGGGCGCCAGCAGCGGCAUUGGUGCGGAGCUCGCUCGUCAGUACGCAAAGCCAGGCGUCCGCCUCGUGCUGACGGCGCGGCGGGUGGCCAAACUGGACGCCGUCAAGGUUGACUGCGAGUCGCGCGGAGCUGUGGUAGUCACCGCCCCCGCGGACGUGACGAAUGCAGAAAUGAUGGCGUCCAUCGUGGCCGCCGCAGACGAGGACGCGCCGCUCGACCUGGUCAUCGCGAACGCGGGCUGCUCCGAGUCGAAUGUGCCUGGUGGCAGCCCCCUGUGGCACAAGGCGGGCCCCGUAAACUCGACCAACGUCAUGGGCGUCGUCAACACUGUGAGCCCGGCGAUGGAGCGGAUGGUUGCACGCGGCCACGGCCAGCUCGUCAUCAUGGCCUCGGUGGCCUCUGCCGGCUCGAGCACUAACCCCUCGAGCGUCAGUUACGCCGCCAGCAAGGUCUGGGGACGCGCCUAUGGGCAGGGGCUGCGCGGGGCGCUCAAGGGCACGGGCGUCGGCGUCACCACCAUCUGCCCCGGCUUCGUGGAUUCAGAGAUGGUUGGCGGCACGGAC